UAAUAAGGUAACAACUUACUAACAAGGGGAGCGUGGCUUAGCUCUAAGUUUUACGUACCCGCGCGCGCAGCCGCAAUUUCUACCGUUGACCUUUGUUAUCUGGAAGUUUAACUCGAUGCUGACCGAAUUGAUGAUUAGGAUCCAGCUUGACCAGUAGCUGACCAACCCAUGGGCAUAUUCGUUGAUGAAACACCCGAACAAUCGUUAAUGACGAUCUGGGGGCGAGGCCUGUUACAACCAACUUCAACAAAACAUUUACCUAUUUCUCUUUUCUUUUAUUCCAAACUUCAGACGAGCGUCGCGUCACUAAUUCCUUAAUCUAAUUGCGUUGCGCAUAAAAACGACUUGGAUUGGGACGAAGUUCAUUUUUAAAUACCUUCAUUACCCUUGGCUCCUUCAAAAGCCACUUACAACACCCAAACGAUGCUUAUUGGCGGCCAGCCGUGAUACCUAAUCACUCUAACCGCAACUCCCAAUCCUGCCGUUGGAUCCGUGAACUCUUCCUUUUAAAUUCACAGCUCCCUUUGUCAUUCUUAAACUACAUUUCUAGAAACCGACAUCAUGUCUCAAGCUUCGAUAUCGAACUCGAGUACGGCCGGUGCUCCCAUACAAUUAUCCUCCAAAGGCACGGCGGCUGCCCCGAAACUAAACUCGCAAGAUUUGGAGAUGGGCAACCUCCCAGGCGGCGACACAACGUCGUCCGAGCCCGAUAUUAUGCAAAUUGCAAGAGUGGGAGAUAUAGCAGCAAUGGAGAAGCUUUUUGAGUCCUCCGACUACGACGCCACAUAUACAGAUGAUGAGGGGAUCACGCCGCUCCAUUGGGCCGCUAUCAACAAUCAGUAUGCUAUGGCUAAAUUUCUUAUCGAAAAAGGCGCCGACAUCAAUAAAAAGGGUGGUGAGAGUGUCGCAACGCCGUUACAAUGGGCGGCCCAACGAUCCAAUUAUUAUACGGUGAAUCUCCUCCUUCAACGUGGCGCCGACCCCCUCAUAAGCGAUGCCCAAGGCUACAAUACCCUACAUAUCUCGACUUUUAGCGGAAACGUUUUGUUGGUAGUCUUGUUAUUACACCAGGGCAUCCCCGUCGACGUAGCUGAUGCUUAUGGACACACCAGUCUGAUGUGGGCGGCAUAUAAGGGCUUUCCCCAGUGCGUGGACCUCUUUUUACGAUGGGGCGCAAGUGUUCAUGCGACCGACGAGCAGGGUUUUACGGCGCUGCACUGGGCGUUGGUGAAGGGGUCGCCGCUAUGUGUAUUGAAGCUUCUAGAGUACGGUUCUGACCGUUUUGCGAAGACGGAGACAGGAAAGACCCCCGCAACAACGGCUAAAGAGCUCAAUACUCUCAAUGCAUGGCACAGAGCUUUAAAAGAGUGCGGCUAUGAUGAAGAUGCGCAGGCUAUUACACCUUGGUGGCCUGGGGCGUCCUUCUUUCUCAAGGAUAAGCGAGGGUUCAUGAACAAAUUCUUGUUUCUGCUACCCAUUCCGCUAUUGUUUAUGGAGUUGAUGAUCUUUAGUCAUCUCCCUCUUCUCUUAUCCGUGCCAAUAUCGUUGGCGGUUGGGUUCGGUUUUCAGUGGAUUACGAAUCAACUGCUCGAAUUUGCGCCUCCAGAUAUGAGACAUUUACAUAAAACGCCUUGGUUAGCUGGUAUAUUCGCGGCGUCACUCUUUCUGGCGGGCUUACGCUGGAUUACGGUUGUACUUCCUGCCACCUUCUCGGAUCACCCCUUGCUAAAUUUUGGGUUUCUCCUAUUUUACGGUCUCACGGGCUAUUUCUAUGCGGCUUGCAUGGUUUUUGAUCCCGGCUACGUUCCAAAGCUCAAUGGAAUUGCGGAGCAAAAAGCCGUGAUUGAUGAGUUGUUAAGUUUGUGGAAGUUUGAUGAAUCCAACUUUUGCGUCACUUGCAUGAUUCGAACCCCUCUAAGGAGCAAGCAUUGCCGCCGAUGCCAGCGAUGUGUAGCAAAACAUGACCACCACUGUCCUUGGGUCAACAAUUGUGUUGGCGUAAACAACCAUAGGCACUUUUUUCUCUACUUGGUCAACUUAGUCUUCGGCAUUGUUGCCUUCGAUUGGUUGCUUUAUCACUACUUUUCCGAAUUGCCCAAAUCGGACGACGAUGAUUGUCUCCUUUUAGCAGAGCCCAUCUGUAAAGUCUUCAACGUCGACUCAUAUACCAUGCUUUUAGGUUUAUGGACCACGUUGCAGCUUACGUGGGUCGGCAUGCUUAUCUUCGUGCAAUUUGUGCAAGUCGCACGUGCCAUGACAACUUACGAAAACAUGUAUGGUAUCCAGGACGGUUCGGCCUCUUCUCUCGGAUCAGCAUUCACUAGUACUGGAGCGCCUCUGGAUCCCAACCACCCCGAUGCCGCGCCUGCGUCUGCUGCUGCGGACCCGCUAGGCACCAGAAAGGGGGGGCACCAACACAAGAAGGGCUUCUUAAAACAAUGGGGUCAGCUACUAGGCGUAGAUACGUUUAUCGAGACGGCUACGGGCCGCAGCGCCGCCACCGGCAAGAAGACACAAAAGAAACGAAACCCGUACAACAAGGGCCUGGUGCAAAACUGCCGCGAUUUCUGGUGCGACCCAGCGCCUAUAUUUGGACGCAGGGAGACGGGCGACGCGAUCCUCGGCGGCGAGAAGAUCAACUACACCGAUAUAUACGAGAGCCCUGCCGCUAUGAGUUUCGGUCUUUCCGGUGGCAGUGGGCGCAGGAGGGGUGGGUAUGAGAGCGUGGCGGUGGAGGAGGUAUGAUGGAAUUGCUUGUUGUUUUUUUUUGGUUUUUUUAUGCUUGAUGACCGUCAGUGGCUGAUGAACACGUGGUUGGGAGGGAGGUGGCUUCUGGACGAAAACCUGUUGUCAAGAAAGCUGGUGUUCAAUGAUUAGGUACGUAGGGGUAACGAAAGCUUACUUAGAAUGUACACUACUACUCAAACUUGUGACGUCUAUUAUCAGGCCCCUAGGUACCUACCUCUAGUUGCGGAGGUUCGUAGGAUGGUAUUGUACACAGCCGGGGUGCUAGAACAUGAACAUUCGGGGCAUUGAAUUAUGGACGGGUGGCUUUCAAUGCAGUACUUAAGCUAGUGGGUAGACUUUGCUCUGCCUAGUUAGGUAGGUAUCCAGUAUUUACUCUAGGUCGUUUGAAGCGAGUUUUCUUCUCGUAUCCAUAGGUAUAGGGGAAACCCCCUGGCCCGAGAUCUGUAUUGUCUUAUAUGAAUAGGAGGAACGGUUUCGUGUGUUGUUGGCAUUUUGAUUGCAAACCUACCUAAGAUGAUUCACAACCUUGGAACUCAAGAAACGGG
Messenger RNA from Hypoxylon fragiforme, 3293 nucleotides. Its product is annotated as ankyrin. The transcript has 5 exons. Gene Ontology annotation, biological process: protein palmitoylation. The record is from RefSeq and is a predicted model, not a curated record. Gene Ontology annotation, molecular function: palmitoyltransferase activity; protein binding. Lineage: Eukaryota; Fungi; Ascomycota; Sordariomycetes; Xylariales; Hypoxylaceae. The coding region runs from base 562 to 2745 and encodes 727 amino acids. Gene Ontology annotation, cellular component: Golgi membrane.